UUGGAGGACCGAGCAGUGAUGGUGGUUCUCUCUGAGAUUUGGCUUCUUUUCGCUCUCUUUGAGUUUUCAGCGGCGAUUUACGAGGAUCAAGUCGGGAAAUUCGACUGGCGACGCCAAUAUGUUGGAAAGCCUCGGUUUGCACAUUUUGAUACACCUACACAGAAUGCAAGGAAACUCAUGGUUACUACAGAGAAUAACGUGAUUGCUUCUCUCAACUUAAGAAAUGGAGAGAUCAUCUGGCGUCAGGUGGAUAAACAAGGACCUGAGGGAAAUGUGGAUCUGAUGUUGUUCCAUGGACAGGAUGCAUUGACUGUGUCAGGAAGAGGGCGAUUGUUGCGCUCAUGGGAUAUGAACAUUGGUGGCUUGAACUGGGAGAUCUUGCUUGAGCCUGGAAGUUUUCAGACAGGUUCUCUUGUUGGCCCUGCUGAGGGAGUAAAGUACAUCGCCAUUCUGAAGAAAGCCUCCAUUUCCCUCCAUUAUCUCAUAAAUGGUCAUCAGAAGUGGAGUGAAACUUUACCAGAAAGUGAAAAGGUCCAAUAUCAGCUCCUGUACUCAUCAGGAAGUGGUGCAGUAUAUUUAGUGGGGAUGGUUGCUGGCUCUCAUCUUGUCAUCAUUCGGUAUGACAUUGAGGAUGGAAAAAUCAUUGAACAGGUGACUGUAUCAGCCCCCUGGAUUCGACAUUUGUGGGACCUUUGUGGGAUUGUUGCAGAUGGGAUCUUGACAUGCAUAGACAGGGAAUCUCACUCUCUUUGGAUAUUGCCAUUGGAAUCUGAACAUGAACCCGAGCAGAUUCUUUUACAGUCUCUAGAGCUGGAACUUCCUGAAAAGUUUGAGGGAAAGAUUUUAACAACCCAGUCAUCUCCAUUGGUGGCAUCGUCUGCUCAAUUCUGCCUUCAAUUGUCGGAGUCCCAUUACGCAUUAUUACAGCUGCAUGAGGGUGUAGUUACCCUACUACGCGACUUUGUGCAGGCUGUGUUAGUUUCCUUUGCUACAACUGGUGACAAAGUGGUGACCGCUGUAAUGACAGCCAAAAACAAAACGGCUUUUGGUAUCAAUCUGUAUUCGGCAGAGAAUGGUAGACGGCUGUUGGACACAGCUAUGAACUUUAACCUGGAUCCAAACUGUGGCCAACCUGAACAGCUCUAUAUUCACGCAUUUCUGAAGAAAGAUGAUUCUGUUGGCUAUCGCGCACUGGUACAGACCCUCGACCAUGCAUUGAUCUUCAUCCAGCAACCAGGUCGGAUUGUUUGGACACGGGAAGAGGCAUUAGCAGAAGUAAUUACCAUGGAAAUGGUCGAUUUGCCUCUAACAGGAACACAGGCAGAACUGGAGGGUGAAUUUGGGAAGAAAGCAGAUGGUCCAAUGGCAAUGUUCAUGAAGAGACUGUCCUCCCAGCUAAUCCUUCUACAAGCAUGGAGUUCCCAGCUGCUUAAAAUGUUUUAUGAUGCACGAAAACCACGUAGCCACUCAAAGAAUGAAAUAACAAUAGAGAAUCUGGCCCGGGAUGAAUUUAAUCUGCAGAAGAUGAUGGUGAUGGUGACAGCGUCUGGAAAGCUCUUUGGGAUUGACAGUAGCUCUGGGACUAUUUUGUGGAAGCAAUACUUUGAGAAUGUGAAACCAGGAUCCUCCUUCAAAUUGGCUGUGCAACGAACGACAGCUCACUUCCCCCAUCCGCCACAGUGUACCUUGAUUAUUAAGGACAAGGAAACUCGGCUGAGUUCUCUUCAUGUUUUCAAUCCAAUCUUUGGAAAGCGGAGCCAGAUCAAUCCACCAGUUCUAACCCGGCCUAUUCUUCAGUCUUUGCUGCUUCCGAUUAUGGACCAAGAUUACGCAAAGGUCUUACUCCUGAUUGACGAUGAACACAAGGUGACUGUCUUUCCCUCUAGUAGAAAUAUUCUGCAGCAGCUCCAGGAUUCUGCACCUGUAAUUUUUUUCUACCUUGUGGAUCCUGUUUGGGGGAAGUUAAAUGGAUUCCGUCUCCACAAGGAUCUUAGGACAGAGGAGAUCUGGGAGGUGGUGAUUCCAACAGAAACACAAAAAAUAGUGAUUGUGAAAGGAAAACGUUCGAAUGAGCAUGUGCACUCUCAAGGUCGUGUUAUGGGAGAUCGCAGUGUCCUCUACAAGUAUCUGAAUCCUAACUUGCUGGCAGUGGUUACUGAAAGCGUUGAUACGCAUCAUGAACGGACCUUCAUUUGUGUCUACCUUAUUGAUGGGGUGACUGGACGAAUCAUCCAUGAAUCUGUGCAGCGGAAAGCAAGGGGACCAGUUUAUGUUGUACACUCUGAGAACUGGGUGGUGUACCAGUACUGGAACACCAAGUCCCGAAGAAAUGAAAUGACAGUUUUGGAACUAUAUGAGGGGACAGAGCAAUACAAUAGUACCGCGUUCAGCUCACUUGAUCGUCCUUUCUCUCCCAUCAUUUUUCAACAGUCUUACAUCUUCCCUUCAGCCAUCAGUCUUGUGGAGGCCACAAUCACAGACAAAGGCAUCACCAGCCGUCACCUGUUGAUUGGUCUGCACUCUGGAGGAAUUCUUUCUUUGCCAAAAGCAUUUCUAGAUCCUCGACGGCCAGAGGUUCCAUCUGAGCAAAGUCGGGAAGAGAACUUGAUUCCAUAUGCUCCAGAACUACCAAUCCGAUCAGAGUGGUAUAUUAACUACAAUCAGUCUGUUUCCAGAGUGCGGGGAAUUUAUACAGCUCCUUCUGGUCUGGAGUCCACAUGUUUGGUUGUUGUCUAUGGACUGGACAUCUUCCAGACUCGUGUUUACCCAUCAAAGCAGUUUGACGUUCUAAAAGAUGAUUAUGACUAUGUGCUCAUCAGCAGUGUCCUGUUUGGGUUGGUUUUUACAACCAUGAUCACGAAGCGCCUUGCCCAAGUGAAACUCUUGAACCGAGCUUGGCGAUAGAUACCUUUGGCAAUGAAGAAAGUGAUGUCUUGUAGCAGAGCGGAACAGAAGUUGGGUGUAACUCUAAUCAGGGAUCUCGAUAGAGUUGAUACCCAUGUACAUACAAUGUAUAUUUUUUGUAACACACUCUCGCUAUGAGAAGCAGAGUGAUGGACACUUUCAAAAGUAGAUUUUUAAAAAAAUUGGUUUAAUUGCUGUAAAGAAAAUAAUUGAACUGUUUCUAUUAAUCAGAAAUUUUUUUGAGAUGAAAGGUAUUUUUGUUCCUGCAGAGCUUGGAGUUAAUAGGGGAGCUACUGAAAGUGAUGUUAUGAUUAAUAGCAAAGCUGAACUUGAAUAUUUCCCAAAACUGUGCUUUAAAUCUUUUAGCUUUUGUUGUGUUCUGGAACUAGUUGAUAUUUAACAAUAGAACAUGGAUGUUGCAUCCUGCUCAGGUUCCCCUUAAACAUGAAUGCUGGAGAGUAGUUUCAUUGUUCAAUCAUUGGACAAAAGCCUCGGGCUUGUACACAAUUUAAGUUGUCCACCAUUCUGGUUUGUUUCCUCAGCCAUUGUUCCCAAUGUUCCUUUGUUAUACAGAGUUUGAAAUGUUGUCAAAAUGUCUGAUUUGUAAUGCUGAGGCACUGCCACCAGAUGUUGCUCAAGUUGUCUUUUUUAUCUGGAUAGGCACUAGUUCCACAUGGUGUAUGGAGGUUGUACUACAUCCUUCGUCCUUGGGCAUUAUCUUCAGUUCCAACACUCCUAAGUGGACAAUAAAUUGGCAAAUUUUAUUUUCGUGUCAUGUUUAUGUUGAUUUCCUCCCAGUGUAAUUAACAAUCCCAUUUUGCAGUGUUGCAUGUUGAUGGUAUUCGUGAGGAGUGGUUGUUAGAUGAUUGCUGACUGAGUAUUUACAUUAAUUUGAAAUAGUUGUUCAUUGUUUCGAUUGAAAUUUUGAAGUUUGCGUGCAAAGGAGAUGUGGGGUGUGUGUGCAUGUACCUUAAGCGUCAACUGACAAAUGUCUUGAAAUACAAAAAAAACAGAAAAAUUUAACAGUUGCAACUUGCAAGUGUACCCUAGGAAUAGAGGAUUUUAGUUGUUGAUUAUUUUAAUUUAUGACGUUUAGUAUUUAACUCCUGAAAAUCUUGACUGGGUUUUAGAGCCAACUUAAAAUGUGCAAUGGUUGAGUCAUUGAACAGGAUUAAUGUCUGAUGUGUGAAUAUCUGAGAUUCUAAUCAUGUGCCCAAGUUUCAGCAUUGUUUUGUGUGAAAUGGGGUUAGAACUACAGUGAUCUUUGGGUUAGUUACAUGUCUUUCCCGUUCCUGUAAUUCUAUUGAAGUCAUAUCAAAAACAUUGAUACUUGAAACUAAUACAUGGAAAUCUGUUAAAUAGUAAAUAUUAAUUUGUUUUAUGGGUUGUUUUUGAAACCAUGAAUAAAAUGUUACUGUAA
Hemiscyllium ocellatum (epaulette shark) is the source of this 4324-nucleotide messenger RNA. It is a transcript of the gene emc1, whose product is annotated as ER membrane protein complex subunit 1. Gene Ontology annotation, molecular function: protein binding. The record is from RefSeq and is a predicted model, not a curated record. Gene Ontology annotation, biological process: protein folding in endoplasmic reticulum. Bases 19 to 2904 code for a protein of 961 amino acids. NCBI's taxonomy places the organism in Eukaryota, Metazoa, Chordata, Chondrichthyes, Orectolobiformes, Hemiscylliidae. Gene Ontology annotation, cellular component: EMC complex. The transcript is spliced from 22 exons.